This is a messenger RNA of Kickxella alabastrina, 392 nucleotides long. RefSeq lists its product as uncharacterized. The record is from RefSeq and is a predicted model, not a curated record. Bases 107 to 322 code for a protein of 71 amino acids. The transcript has a single exon. Lineage: Eukaryota; Fungi; Kickxellomycota; Kickxellomycetes; Kickxellales; Kickxellaceae.
AUUUUCUGUUUUCUGAUAUAUCUUUUGUCACUUUUGUCACUAGUUUAUAUUUUCUCCGUUGUCCUUGUCCUGGGCAUUGUCUGUAUUAUCCGCCUUAAUAGCAUUAAUGUCGUUGAAAAGGGAGCACAGGGAGGGUGAUGAUCACAAGAAAGGCAACAAUAACAAUAAGGGCUCUAUGAACCAAUUCAUGCCUUCACGCCCACACAAGCGCAUUGCUAUGUCGCCAAUCGGUCUGCCUCUCAACGAUUUAAAGACCAUUAAAGAGCUAAUCGUUGUUUGUGCCGAUGCUAUGCACGCUCACCAUACCAUUGCCAAAACCUAGCAUAUAUUUCACCGUAACAUAUGUUCGAAAAACAUUUUGUUUCGGCAUAUGAUGGAUGGCACUGUCAAGG